UUAGUCUCCCAACAUAAGCACAUUCACAGAUGUCCCUGAACGGGCAGAGUCUCCUCACCCAUCACGACAGAGCAGCCCGCUCCUGUGUGAAGCGACGAGCCGUGGACAGAGAGGAACGCAGAGGGAUAAAAAGCGAGGUAGUGAGAACGAGGGCGGGAGGGAGAGCAGGAGAAAGAAGAGGUGAAGAGCCACAGAGCAAAAAGAAAUACAUCGCUGUCACUCUGACGUCUCCCCCCCCGUGCUCCCUGUUUUGGUGUGAAUGCAAGAAGAGGAGAAGGGGGGAAAGGGGGAGGAAAAUAAAUCCCGGGAGCUUGAGUCGACUCUUUGCUUUAUAUUCCCAUCUUUUUUUUCCUUUCUUUCUUUUUUUUUUCUAUCUCCAUCAUCCAAGGCAUGACGGCGAGUUUCAGCUGGCACUGCAGAAUAUAAGAAAGGGAUGCUUUUUGAAUGCCGCUUCUCUUCUGACAAGGGACAAGGAAGAGCGAAAGAGGGACAAUAAACAGGAUUUCUAGAUUGAUUGGGAGUCCCUAUGCCGUAUGCACUGGAAUAGCAGGGUUGCUCUGAAGUCUUUCAAUGAGGGGCCAGCCCAGAGGAAGUGAAACUGUUGCAGUUCGGAUGUCACCCCCAUGUCACGGCUUCCACUCAGCUUGACCAGCUACACCCACACACAAACAUAUCUCUGCUCCCCGAAGGACGCCAAUUAACGGCAGGCCUGAGACAAAGAGCAAGGAAGAAGGGAAUACGCUCUAGGAGGCGCCUGUACCUGCAGUGGAAGGGGACAGCACUGCUUGUGUGCACUUGCUGUUUCCUGACUCUGUGAGUGGACAAGACAGAGGAAGAGGAACAGGAAAAGGAAAUGGUCGGCUGAUGUGUCAUGGAGGAUGUCAACGCUAGGUAGCCCGUCUCGUCUCCAGUGUGGCUUUCCCAGCCGCGCAAUGAUCCAGUUCUAACUGUGGGUAAUGCCGAGCCAAAUAACCAAUCCUGGAGAUGCCGAAGAGAAGAGAUAUUCUUGCCAUCGUGUUGAUCGUGUUACCCUGGACUCUGCUCAUCACCGUUUGGCACCAAAACGCUAUUGCUCCACUCCUCGCCAUCCGAAAGGCCUGUCACCAUCUAGUAAAAGAGAUCUUUAUCAUUCCAGAGAGGCUUGCAGUUCGCCACCACCGGCUCUCAGAUGAUGGCGUCGAGGGCAAGAGGGAGGCAGGUGGCCAGGCGCAGGACUCCAAGGAAUACUGUGCCUCAGAUAAGGACAUUGUGGAGGUGGUGAGGACAGAGUAUGUGUACACUCGGCCUCCGCCCUGGUCGGAUGUGCUGCCCACAAUCCACAUCAUCACCCCCACAUAUAGCCGGCCCGUUCAGAAAGCUGAGCUGACACGGCUAGCAAACACCUUCCUCCAUGUCCCCAACCUGCACUGGAUCUUGGUGGAGGAUUCCCAAAGGAGAACGCCUCUUGUCACACGACUCCUCCGAGAAACGGGACUAAACUACACCCAUCUCAAUGUAGAGACACCCAGGAACUAUAAGCUGCGAGGUGACACUCGGGAUCCCAGAAUUCCAAGAGGGACUAUGCAGCGGAAUCUGGCCUUGCGGUGGUUGAGGGAGACGUUCAACGCCAACAACAGCCAGCCGGGAAUCGUCUACUUUGCUGAUGAUGAUAACACAUACAGCCUGGAGCUGUUUGAGGAGAUGAGAUCGACUCGGAAGGUUUCUGUGUGGCCUGUGGCUUUUGUGGGUGGCUUGAGGUACGAAUCCCCCAAGGUCAGUGCAGCCGGUAAGGUCUACGGCUGGAAGACGGUGUUUGACCCCCAUCGGCCCUUUGCCAUCGACAUGGCUGGCUUUGCCAUCAACCUGAGGCUCAUCCUCUUCAAGCCACAGGCGUAUUUUAAGCUUCGCGGGGUGAAGGGAGGUUACCAGGAGAGCAGCUUGCUCCGGGAGCUUGUCACACUCAACGACCUGGAGCCGAAAGCAGCCAAUUGCACUAAGAUACUCGUUUGGCACACGAGAACAGAGAAACCCGUCCUUGUAAACGAGGGAAAAAAGGGAUUCACAGACCCCAAUGUGGAGAUCUGACUGCGUUCCCGCCACAGUGGCUGGCCUCUGAGCUGAGAAGGGAGAAAACGGCUAAGCUUCUCGAUAAGUGCUCACAUCUUAAUCACGAGGAAAAGGAAAAAAAGGAGGUGGGGGGCAUUUAAAGAGGGACUUAAUCCUCUUGACUCAAUCUGACAUUUUUUGUUUAAAAAAAUAUGGACCAAAACAGUACAUAAUGUAUUGUAUUAAAGCACAGAUUAUAGCAAAAAGGCAGCAGAUAUUUGUCAGGUCUGCCACCGAUGUGCAGAGGAGACAACAGCAAAGGAAGCCUCGCAGGGUUGGUGGGGUGGCAGGGGGGGCGGUGGUGAACAAUGGCCCGCUGAGGACAGCCUAACAAAAGAGACAGCACAAUACGAAGAAGGAAAAAAAAGCAUACAGACAGCGGAUUCAGCCAAACAAGUGUUUUAAGAAAUAUCCACCUCAAAUUUAAAAGAACAAAAAAAGAGGAAAUAAAAGACAAAUGGGGCUGGAUCUGCACAUCGUAUCCCCCCCUGAGAAAUUCCUCAUGGAUUUAAGGACACGGCCCACAUCAUCCGCCUGGAUAAAAAAACAACACACAAGAAAAAAACACCACUCCGAGGAGAAAGACGCCUGAUGUGGAUUUUUCCUUUUUGAGCGAACGCAAACAUAGACAGGGAAGGAAACUUCUUCAUUUCGGUUUGCUUUAAGUUCAUUUAACUGGUUUAGGCGUUUCACAUGCACUUGACUUGCUAGUUCAACACUACUGACUCUUGCCUACAUUUACUCUGUCCAUUUUAUAGUCAUCCAUCAUAACUCGUACACUUGAAGACAGACUGCAGUUGCACACGUACCCCUCUGUGCUUCGAAGCUGAACUGUACAAGUAAGCAUCAGAAACCUAACACUCUCCCUAGCACUUAAAAACACACAAAUGUUCCUCUGUGACGACAUGUAUAAAUACUAAUUGAAUAUGAGAAGAGUCAGAGGAGGGGUUUGACAGAUGCAUUGUAAUUACUGUAUUUCUAUGUAAAGAAGAAGAAGAAAGAGUCCCUUUCCCUGGUAAAUUCCUUAGAACGACACACAACAAGGCACAGGUUCACAAUGGGUUCAACACAUGGAAAGAGUAAUAGCACAUCAGCAUCAUUAACGUGGCAGAUUCACAACCGCUGCCCUGACACCCCCCUCCAAAUCUACCCUUGACUUCAUCUGCUGUAACUUUGUGAGUUUUUUGCAAUGCAGAAAAACUCAAUGAUUUAAUAUUUCCCUUUAUCUGUGCACAAGCACACGCACAUCUGCCCCGGACCUCAUAAGUCUGCUGUGUAUAGCCCCCCCCCCCAAAAAAAGAAGGAUGAAGCGGCAUCAGAGCCUACACAGUUGGUUUUCACAAAGCCUGUCACUUCCUGUUAGCGCUAAAGACCCCCCCCAACCCCAAAACAUAGAGAAUUAUUAUUAUUAGUUAUGGCCUCCACAUAUGAAAUCAAAUAUUAAACCCAAGCCUAAAGUAACAGUGGGCUACAAGAAGAAAAGCACAAUGAAAAUCAGUGUUAUUUUUGCUAAAGAUCUGGCAGUGAGGUGAUGUGUGUUAGCAUCCAUGGAUGUCAAGAAAUGGAGUCUCUGCUCCUCUGAACAUUAGACAUCAGUAGGUACGACGCUGCGCUGCUGAAAGUUAUUCUGCAUCUCGUAUAAUAGAGUCUCUCCUCUGCUUGAUAAAUCAUCCAUCUUAGACACAGCGGUGGCUCUCUUAUCUGACGCUGGCCAGCAGAAGUAGCUGGAGAUAAUUCAAGAAAGAACUGAGCCUCUGUGCUGUUGCUAGAUUAUCUAUGUCCUCCCCCCACCUCCUAAAAAGAAAAAAAGAAAAACGAAACAAAACACCCAGACCAUCCUCCAUAACCCAGCACACACAGCCAACUCAAAACACCCUACUGCCCCCAUGAACACGUACAAGCCGCAGAACCCGUGUUAUUGCAGAUUUCACUUUGGAUGCGAUAAGAUACACACGCAGACAAAGGCUGUUUGGUAUCUCUAAAAUAACACAGGCCGUUUCCACUGACUGCAUGAUAUUACACCGCAGCCACGGAGAGAUCGCUAUCCUCCCAUUAUUUAUUCAAAAUCAAAUUUAAUAUAUUUAUUUAUAUAUUUAUUUCAAGCUUGGAUGUGCAAUUCAGUCAUGCCAGGGUUUUGCCCUUUAAUCUGUAUUUUCCAGUAAACAGCAUGCACAUAUACACUACACUGUACACAGGGACGAUUACACAGAUCAAUAACAGGUUGAAGGUGCCAGGAGGACCGUAGCACUGCUGCUGGCUGAGCUCUACUUGAGAUGUGUUAAAAGUCAAUGACAGAAUCCAUCUGAAAAGUUUGCUUUUUACGAGUGAAACAAAAUGUUCCAAAUGCUGCGUUUGUGCAGGCGAACAAAUGCAAUGUGGGGUACAGACGAGGCAGUGGUGAGUUCAGAACAAUGAUGCUGCGAUGUCAGGACAGUUUAAAUCAGGGGUGUCAAAUAUAAGGCCCAGGGACCAGAAUUGACCUGCAAAGACUCCAGUCUGGAAAAUGUGAAUGACUGUAUAGAUUUUCAUAGGUUUUGUGGCUUUUCCUGUUAAUGAAGACCCCCCCAUUUGUAGUAUGCUAAAGUUAUUAAGUAAUAAAUAAACAAUUCAUUGACAGAAAUUUCCCAUUUUCUCAGUAUCUACUAUAUAAAUUUGUCAUUUAAUAAAAUAUGUUUUGAAUUAAAACUUUAUAUUUUAUAAUUACAGGCCAGUCUGGGCAAUGAAUUGUCAGAACUUUGCCAGUAAUUAUUAAUAUUUAGCAUGUCAUUUCACUGCUCCAGCCCAUUUAAGAUCAAAGUAGCUUCUUUGCGGCCCACGAUGUGAAAUGAAUUUGACAUCCCUGGUUUAAAAAGGCUUCAACGUCAGAGUGAUGCUGUUUCAACUUUGCCCUUCAUCUGAUCCCAGCUGAUGACGCAUCAAGCAGUAUGUGAUACAGCAUUAGUCUGUUAUAAAGUAACCGUCCUGCAAUGUGCAGCAACAUCAACACUGAAAGUCAUUUAAAGAACAUAACCCCUCUGAGGGCGUUUAAAAGGCACAAUACACUUUACACACACGCAUGCACACACACAGACACAAAGUCCUCCCUUUUCAUCAUCUCCACAGUCAUCUUUCAGCCUCAUGCGAUUCACAUUUUAUGCAUGUGACUCUUAAGGUUGUUUAUUUGCCACAGCAAUUCUGUCUCAGAGAAAGAUGUUAGUUGAAUCCAGAUAAAUAAAUCACUGAGAACAAC
Messenger RNA from Maylandia zebra (zebra mbuna), 5314 nucleotides. Its product is annotated as galactosylgalactosylxylosylprotein 3-beta-glucuronosyltransferase 1. The record is from RefSeq and is a predicted model, not a curated record. Gene Ontology annotation, cellular component: Golgi membrane. Lineage: Eukaryota; Metazoa; Chordata; Actinopteri; Cichliformes; Cichlidae. Gene Ontology annotation, molecular function: galactosylgalactosylxylosylprotein 3-beta-glucuronosyltransferase activity. Gene Ontology annotation, biological process: carbohydrate metabolic process; chondroitin sulfate proteoglycan biosynthetic process.